GAAACUUCCUAUGGACCACAGACAUGGCGGCCUGCGUGAAGGAGCUUGUUUUCCACCUUCUGGCAGAGCUGCUGCGCACGGUACACACCCUGGAGCAGAGGAGGCACCCUGCUGGCCUGUCCUCCUCCAUCACCCUCCAGCUGAACCCCUGUCUGGCCAUGCUGAUGGCCUUGCAGUCUGAGCUCCAUAAGCUAUACGAUGAAGAGACCCAGAGCUGGGUGUCAGGCAGCACCUGUGGGGGCUCAGGGGCAGCGGCUACCAGUGACCAGGGCAGGUUCUCCACAUAUUUUCAUGCACUCAUGGAAGGGUGCCUGGCUGUUGCUGAAGUGACCCUGCCUACCAACAUGAGUGUCACAGCCAGUGGGGUGACCUCAACAACUGCCCCGAACCUCAGUGACUCGUCCUCCUCCUCCUCGUCCUCCCCAGGACAGACACCACAAAGCCCUAGCCUCCUGUCCAAGAGGAAGAAAGUCAAGAUGAAGCGGGAGAAGGCCUCGUCUUCAGGAAAGCGCCAGUCCUCCCACGUGGCAGAAACAGACCCCACCAUGCUCAGCAUCGGGGGUGGCAAGCCCGAGGACAUGCUCUGGUUCCACCGCGCACUCACCUUGCUUAUCAUUCUCCGGCACCUCACCAGGAAGGACCCACAGGGGCUGGGAGUGACAAGCGAUGCCAUUGCUGAUGCCUGCCAGGCCCUGGUGGGCCCCACUGCCCAUAGCCGCUUGCUGGUGAUCUCCGGAAUCCCCACCCACCUGGACGAGGGCAUCGUCAGAGGUGCCAUCCGCAAGGCCUGCAAUGCCCAUGGCGGGGUCUUCAAAGAUGAGAUCUAUAUUCCACUCCAGGAGGAAGACCCCAAGAAGCCAAAAGACAAGGCUGAGGGCGGGGACAGCAAAGUGGAGCUGGAGAAGACCCUGGGCCUCCCUGACACGGACAGUCUGGAGGUCAGCACGUCAAGCAGCCUGACCCCUGCCCCAAGCGUCAGCGCCUCAGCCUCCACCAGUCAGGCCUCCAUCUGCAGCUCCCAGGGCAUCUCGCACACCAUCAGCGACCUCUCCGCAGACCCCUUGCCCUCAGGCCUCGAGCUGCCCAUCCCUCCCAGCUUGCUGGAACCCCAUGUGGUGUCCAGCCAGGAGAGCCUGGACAUCUCCCUGUGCAGCACUGGCAGCCUAGGCAGCCUGGGCAGCCUGGGGGAGCCCCUGGACAAUGCCGAGACGGCCUCAGUGUCGGAUAUGGGCUCCAUGUACACAGUCACGUCCCUGGACAAUCAGCCCCUCGCAGCACGCCCCAUCAAAGGCUUUGCGGUUGUGGAGAUAAGAUCCCGAGCCAAAAUUGAGAAAAUUCGAGCAAGUUUAUUUAACAAUAAUGAUUUGAUUGGUUUGUCAAGUUUGGAUGGUGAAGAUGAAUUGAUGGAAAUGUCAACGGAAGAGAUCCUAACUGUCUCUGUAGUAAAUCAGAGUUUGUUUGAUACCCAAGGGAGCCCAGGGCUAGAAGAUUAUUUCAAUGAUAAAUCAAUUAAAG
Molecule: messenger RNA, 1515 nt
Organism: Galeopterus variegatus (Sunda flying lemur)
Lineage: Eukaryota; Metazoa; Chordata; Mammalia; Dermoptera; Cynocephalidae
Product: probable E3 ubiquitin-protein ligase HECTD4
Exons: 2
Source: RefSeq, a predicted model, not a curated record